Messenger RNA from Lynx canadensis (Canada lynx), 2537 nucleotides. RefSeq names its product cationic amino acid transporter 3-like. The record is from RefSeq and is a predicted model, not a curated record. The coding region runs from base 529 to 2301 and encodes 590 amino acids. Lineage: Eukaryota; Metazoa; Chordata; Mammalia; Carnivora; Felidae. Gene Ontology annotation, biological process: transmembrane transport; amino acid transport. The transcript has 4 exons. Gene Ontology annotation, cellular component: plasma membrane. Gene Ontology annotation, molecular function: amino acid transmembrane transporter activity.
CUCUAUUCCUGGGGAUUCGCCUUUCCCACCAGAGCACCACCAGCAGAGGAGCCACCACCUCUCCCUGUGUGACCCAAGGACCCCUCGGACCUCACUUUCUGCUCCUGGGGAUACACCCUUCCCUCCAGAGCACACCAGGGAGGACACUGGUGUGGACUUCAGGACAGCAGGUCAAGUUUGAUAAGGUGGUCCCCUGUCACCAUGAUGAUUUGAGAGUCUUCUUCCUCCAUGCUCAAAGAGACAUAUAUCUAUUUUUACAGCUGCUGAAGGUGACAUGAGAUAUCUGAGCUGCAUUGGUUGGUUGAGCAUCAUUGUUCAAGAAGUAUUUAUUGUUUAUUUAGAUAUUAUGAAGGGAUAGGACAUACCAGAUGAAAGAUGAUGCAGCAGAUUUGAAGCCUGAGACUUGGAACUUGGCAGCCCCAAAUCAACUUGGGUUAAUUCAGUUCUCCAAACCCUAUCUGAACACUCUCAGUUCCCUGGCCUUGUUGCAGCUCUCUGACCCUAGAAUCCUCUUCAGCUGCAGCUAAAAUGCUGCAUCAAGCACUUCGCCGAUUUGGUCAAAAGCUGGUAUGCAGACGUAAGCUGGAACAACCGGUGGCUAAGGAUGACCCAUCCAGAAGCCUGAGCACUCUGGAUUUAGUGGUCCUGGGUGUGGGCCACACAGUAGGUGUAGGUGUGUAUGUCUUAGCUGGUGACGUGAUCAGCAAUCAAGCAGGACCAUCCAUUGUGAUCUGCUUCUUGGUGGCUGGCCUAUCUACUGUGUUGGCUGGGCUGUGCUAUGCAGAGAUUAGUGCCCGUAUUCCCCAUUCUGGCUCUGCUUAUCUCUACACCUAUGUCACUAUAGGUGAAUUCUGGGCCUUCGUCACUGGCUGGAACCUCAUCCUUUCCUGUGUUGGUGGUAUAGCCAGUGUGGUCCAAGCCUGGAUCUUAGCUUUUGCUAGCCUGAUUGGGAUCCAGAUCUUUCAGAAACUGCAUGAGAGCAUUGCACCAUAUGUUUCCCAGGUCUUUUCAGAAUACCUAGACUUCUUUGUUGUGGGCCUUGUGUUGUUGCUCAUGGGAUUGCUGACUCUGUGGGUGGAUGAGAUUUUCCUGGUUAACAAAGUGCUCACAUUGGUGAGCCUUUUGGUUCUUACUUUUGUCAUCAUCGCUGGCUUCAUUAAGGGGGACCUGCACAACUGGAAGCUCACAGAAGAGGACUACGUAAAGGCUGGACUCAAUGACACCUCAAGCUUGGGCCCUCUGGGCUCUGGAGGAUUUGUGCCUUUCGGCUUUGAGGGGAUUCUCCGUGGAGCAGCUACCUGUUUCUAUGCAUUUAUAGGUUUCAGCAGUAUUGUUACCAGGGUUGACAAAGCCAAGAAUCCCUGGCGUUCCAUACCCAUGAGCAUUAUGAUUUCACUGUUCAUCUGCUUUUUGAUGUAUUUUGGUGUUUCUGUGGCACUUACACUUAUGGUGCCUCACUACAAGCUUCAACGUGGCAGCACCUUGCCUGAGGCCUUUCUUAAUAUUGGCUGGGCCCCUGCCUGCUAUGUUGUAGCUUUUGGAUUUAUCUGUGGUUUUCCUGCCAGCAUCUUCGGCUUUAUGGUCCCCAUACGUCAGGUGAUAUACAGGAUGUCAGAGGAUCACCUCCUGUUCCCUGUCCUUGCCAGGAUCCAAACUGGCAAAUACACCCGCAUCAUGGCCACUGUGAUCUUGAGCAUUAUUGCACCAAUCAUGGCCUUCUUCUUUAGACUCACUGAUCUUGUGGACCUCUGGUCACUUACUUUCCUGAUAGCUUACUCCCUGGUGGCUCUUUGUGUUCUCAUCAUCAGUUAUCAGCCUGAGAGGAGGACUGGGGGAAAUGAAGCAGAGAUGCGGGAGGAGAAUGGACCUGCAGCAGACAGGCUAACUCUACAAGGACUACUUUUUCCAGGCAGCUACUCCCCAACUCCACUUUCUGGCCGGGUUGUCCAUGUUUGCUCCUCACUGCUUGCUCUGCUGCUCACUCUUCUUUGCCUGGUGCUGGCCCACUGGCCAGUUCUGCUUUCUGGAGACCCAGUGUGGAUUUCAGUGGUUGUGCUGCUCCUGGUGCUCAUCACUGGGAUCACUGGGGUCAUCUGGAGACAGCCCCAGAGCCCCAGUCCUCUUCCCUUUAAGGUCCUUGUUCUCCCUCUCCUCCCACUACUGAGCAUCUUCAUGAAUGUUUACCUUAUGACGCAGGUGACAGCUGACGCCUGGAUCUUAUUUGGUAUCUGGAUGUUAAUUGGUUUUGCCAUCUACUUUGGCUAUGGGCUCCAGGGCAGCCUGGUUGCUAACCCCACUUAAGUUAGUUCCAAAACUAUAAACCUUGAACUCAGCAGUUCCAGUACAUAUUUGAUUUAACGUCAUCACACUGAAAUGCAGUCUUGUCCCCUGCACAAUUAUGUAGGGUACUCUUAGCACAUGGAAAUCUAGGUUUGCCAUGGGAUGUUGAUGUGGGGGAACACUAAUAGAGCUUGUAGUUAUUGUGAAGUGAAGGGUGUGUCUUUGCUCUUUCUCCUUUUUUUUUAAUUGUGUACUUU